This is a messenger RNA of Achroia grisella, 2840 nucleotides long. RefSeq names its product post-GPI attachment to proteins factor 6. Lineage: Eukaryota; Metazoa; Arthropoda; Insecta; Lepidoptera; Pyralidae. The transcript is spliced from 4 exons. The record is from RefSeq and is a predicted model, not a curated record. The coding region runs from base 157 to 2577 and encodes 806 amino acids. Gene Ontology annotation, cellular component: plasma membrane.
UUACUUUUAUUCUCUGUCAUGUGUUCGCCGAAUUCUGUCGAUAAAUGAUAGCCGUCGAACUAAUAUUUUACCUUACCGUUAAAUUAUAAAGUUAAAUAGUAUUUAAUAAUAUAUUGAGUGUGCCCUGAAAAAAAAAUAGGUAGGAAAUAAAUAGAAAUGAGGGCUAGCUUAUUUUUUUUAUUGGUAUAUGUGUAUAUGUCUAGUGGCGCGAGUAAUAACGAUAAAGAAAUUGAAGAAGAGAGGAACAGGAAAAGAAUAAUCGAACAGUUAACUCGGACGCGUACAGUGUUGCAUGAAGAUUAUGAUUUGAUUAGUAGACAGGUUGCCACAGAUGUAUAUAUGUUUAGAAGUUACCGGACUGUCUCUGUUGUUUUUUAUCCGGUGAUGAUAGAAGUUAGCGAUGCCCGGUUCACGUUCCAGUCAGAAGAGCUUCAUUUAAAUAAUAUUGGUUCAUGCGAUCCACAAGAAAUAAUUGUUCAUCUUAAAUACGGGUCGUAUCCGGCCGUAAAUCCUGAUGGGUACGAUUUCCCGAAGGAUUUCGUGGAUCCGGCCACGAGGGAGAAUAUAUACACCCUCGAGUUGACAUCAGAUGGCAGGAAUCGAACUUACGAUAUAAAGACUCCUAAGCCGGGGCAGUGGUACGCGCUAAUUUAUAUUAAAUGGGAGGAUCCUAGGACGCAAGCACUUGAGCAACAAGGUCUCGUUGCUGACUGUCAAACAAUCAUUUAUACAGACUUACAAGUGAAAAGAGAAAAAGAUGUGCCAUAUGUUAAUUGUUAUGCCGGUCUCACUGUAAACUAUACACAAAUUCCAUCUUAUUACAAAUGUAUGUCUUUAGACAAGGUGGAGCCCAUACGCUUCAAUAUAACUAUCAGGGACCCCUCCCCAGAGGAUUCUAAAAAAGUAUCAGUAAGGAUUCAAGCGCAGUCGCUGCCAUCUGAAGGAAAUAAUAUUUUAUCAUGCGCUUUUGACUUAAAGUUAGGAACACAGUCAGUCGUCUUUACACCUAAUGUAUUUGAUUGGCAUUACAUACAUUUAGACUUCAUUGAUAACACUACACAUAUAGCUGACUGUGAUUCUUAUUUAAUUAGCGAUGAACGCGAAGCGGACAAUUAUACAAUUUUAGAACUUAUGCGAAAUGAUAGAGGCAGAUUCUUCACAUUCGAUGCUUUGUUACCAACAACCGAUUUGCAAGAUACAACCAGCUUAGUAAACAUUUCGUCCAAUGAAAUAAAAACUUUACGGUUCAACGUCCACGAAUCUCUAGAUAUAGGCGGUACCUUGUCAAUAGAUGUCUCUCUUGUAAUGAGUUUCAAAUAUUAUAUGGGAUAUAAAAGAGAAUUGCAGAAAGGUGCUUUGUUAGCGUUCACUGAGGAUAACCAGUAUUUCAAAGCUGUUAUAUGCCUUGAUAUUGGCCAUUCGAGUAUACCCUUAGAAACUGGUGAAUGCAAAUAUAAUGAUCAAGUAAAACCCGCGCUCUUUGUCUUGAAUAGCACUGACUCUGAUUCCAUAAAUGACCAAGUAAUUAUACCAUAUCCUGAGAGUGGCACGUGGUAUUUGACUUUUAGGAUAUUCUGUGAUGAUAAAGUCUGUCCUUGUCGUACUACUGAUAAUGGUACAAAAUAUUAUGUUGAGACUAUUGCCACAGAUAAGGAUGCAACUCAAGAUGUAACGACCGAUACUUGGAGAGAAGGCACCUCGGAGUGCAAUGCUACGGUGAUCCUGUCUGUUUCUUCGACAUCUUGUGUCGCAGGGAGAUGCAGUAAUCACGGAAACUGUCUCUUAAAUACGUUUGGAGGGAUUGUGAUGUCCUUUUGUUCGUGCUCUGCUGGAUACGGAGGUUGGGACUGCUCAGAUGAUUCAAGAAUGGACAGCAGAGCAUACAUGUUGAUUUCUAUUUUGCUUCUCACAUUAAGUAAUUUACUUUUCAUUAUGUCCAUCUACGUUGCCAUCAUCCGCCUCUAUUACACAGAAGCCAUGAUGUAUGGAUUCACAAUGAUAUUUUCAACAUUCUACCAUGCCUGCGACGCUCCCGCUCAAGUUGCGUAUUGCAUCAUUACAGGUAAUAUACUCCAAUUUGGAGAUUUUUACUGCGGUAUUAUGUCUUUCUGGGUGACAUUGCUCGCAAUGAGCAUAAUUAGUGAAAGAUUCAGGUCUUCACUGCAGUUAAUCGGUGCUAUAGUCAUAGCGUUACUGACUACUUGGAACAGGCAUUCCUUUGUAGCAUUUGUGUUCCCCGUAGUCGUAGGUCUCGUCGUACUCAUGGUGUCCUGGUACUUAAACUACAGAAAAUACCGCAAAAUGAAAUAUCCAAGGUCGUAUUAUAGAAUUUACUUGCCACUAGGUCUUCUUUGCGUUUCGGUCGGUUUAAUAUGUUAUGGGUUCUUGCAAACCGAACAGAACUACAAGGUAGUUCACUCGUUGUGGCAUAUGAUUGUAGCUGUGAGCGUGGUGUUCCUUUUACCUGAUAACAAGCGAGAUGAUGACAGUAAUCCGUUUGUGCCGAGCCCGAACUAUUGUAGGUUGCCGUCCUGUAGGAUCUUCCGAAGAACACAAACGCACAUUGCGGGUGAUUAAUUGUCAACCCUAUAUUAAUUUGAAUAGAGCUCAUUUAAAGUCAACUAGCCGCAAGUAGUUUUUAAGAUCUAAAUGUUAUAAAGCAUUUUUUCUACUAGUCAUCCACAGGUACAGAGUAAAAGAAUGUUUUAGUAGUAUAAUAAUAUGAAUGUUCUAUUAAAUGUAACGUAAUGGAGACAAUAUGGGAGUAUGAUAAUAUUGUUAUUAAACAAAAAAUGUCACUUCGCAAGACUGUAUAUUCUAUGGCAUAAUAUUGAUUUAUA